Opisthorchis viverrini is the source of this 591-nucleotide messenger RNA. RefSeq lists its product as hypothetical. The coding region runs from base 1 to 591 and encodes 196 amino acids. The transcript has 4 exons. Lineage: Eukaryota; Metazoa; Platyhelminthes; Trematoda; Opisthorchiida; Opisthorchiidae. The record is from RefSeq and is a predicted model, not a curated record.
AUGGAGUGGGCACCCUUGAUGGACAUCAUUUCGUGUAUGAAAGCAUUUGGAGAGUUCCCCGUAUAUGACACAUUCCUCAUAAGGUUACUGAGAACUCUCCGACAGCCCACGGUUUUGUCCUUCUUCGGGCUCACCAGGCGCGACGCAGGCGUCGGCGGGUUAAAGGGCGGAAACAGCCGUGAACGCCUGACUUUGGAAAACCACUUUCCACAACGUGCAUACUACAUUAUUUUCACCAACCGCACUCUUCAUUUACCUUCUCCUGAAUCUGGGAGUAAUUCAAACUCCGUAUUGCGCCUGAACGCACAGUUGUGCGUGCUUCCUACUCAUACCCAAACUCUUCACUAUUUGGUGUUUGAGGGAUUUGUGUGCGCCGUCGUACUCGUGGCUUUCCUGGCAUCAGUCAUGGAUAGCGAUCUCGACGACAUCCAGUGGUCUUGUGGUCGAAUUGGAGAGGUCGGACAGAUAGCAAUGAACGCCGCUAACAUAGCUGCUUCCAUAUUUUGCCACGCCUCAUCCACAUGCUCACUGCCACCAAAGUAUUGGUUUGCUGUGGAGAGUUGUUCGGCUAUCUCAGAUCGAUACUGCUGA